Molecule: messenger RNA, 1953 nt
Organism: Populus nigra (black poplar)
Lineage: Eukaryota; Viridiplantae; Streptophyta; Magnoliopsida; Malpighiales; Salicaceae
Product: ACT domain-containing protein ACR4-like
Exons: 7
Coding region: 397-1728 (443 amino acids)
Source: RefSeq, a predicted model, not a curated record
AAAUGUAUUGUCUUUUUUUUUUUCUUUUUCUUAUCUAGAAUUGUCAAAUGUGUACGUACCAUAAGAACUUUCUUAUUAUUUCAAUGGAGACAUUCAAGAAUGCCAAGCCACCUACUAUAUAUCCUAAAGUUCAUCAAUGAUAGGGCAAUUGAAUCCGACAAGAAGACACUCAUUCCCAGGAAUCUAAGAAAUUUCUUCGCUCCAUCGUUUUAUAGAUAGCAUUCUUAACUGUUUUUUUCACGCAACCAACCACUGUGCUUGUCGUUAGCGUUCUUUGAGGUUUCUGUCUAUAAAUGGCUACAACACACCACUCUGUUUCCCACUGUGGAUUUAGGCACUGUGAGAGUUUUGGUGGUUUCUUAUUCAACUUCUAUUAAAGAUCAAAGAAACCCAGAAAUGGAUGACCGUGAUGAUUAUGAUGAUGCAUAUGCAAAGCUUGUAAGGAGAAUGAACUCUCCAAGAGUUGUGAUUGAAAAUGAUGCUUGUGAGCAUGCCACAGUCAUUCAGGUGGAUACUGUCUACAGGCAAGGUACUCUACUUGAAGUUGUUCAAGUUCUCACAGACCUAAACCUUGUAAUAACAAAAGCAUACAUGUCUUCUGAUGGAGGGUGGUUCAUGAAUGUGUUUCAUGUGACUGAUGAUGAUGGAAACAAAAUCAGAGAUGAAGGCAUCCUCAACUGCAUAGAGAAGGCUCUUGAGACUGAUGCAUAUAUGGCUAAAUCAAUGGGGAAGAUGCUUCUUUCUAAAGAGCAUACUUUAAUUGAGCUGACCGGCACGGACCGGCCUGGUUUGCUGUCAGAAGUAUGUGCAGUGCUGACUGACCUGAGUUGCAAUGUCGUCAAUGCGGAGGUUUGGGCACACAAUGCUAGAGCAGCAGCAGUCAUACACAUUACAGACCAGUCAACUGGAACUGCAAUUGAAGACCCAAGGCAGCUUUCCCUGAUAAAGGAACUUCUUUAUAAUGUCCUAAAGGGUCUAGGCGAUUAUAGGACGCCAACAGUGUCCAUUUCUUCUCCUGGGGAAAUACAUAUAGGGAGAAGGUUGCACCAGAUGAUGUUUGCUGCCAGGGAUUUUGAAAGGCCUGUCAGUGUGGAUGACAUUAGGGUGAGGCCAUACGUAACAGUAUCUGACUGUCCCGAUAGAAACUACACUGUUGUUACAGCGAGGUCCGUCGACCGGCCAAAGCUAUUGUUCGACACCGUGUGCACUCUAACUGACAUGCAAUAUCUGGUGUUCCAUGGCACAGCAGUACUCAUUACUGACAGCGACGAAGCUUAUCAGGAAUACUAUAUCAGACAUGCCGAUGGACUCCCUAUGAGCUCAGAAGCUGAGCGACAACGUGUCAUGGAGUGUAUUCAGGCAGCCAUUGAAAGGCGAGCAUCAGAGGGACUACAACUUGAGCUGUUCACAGAUGAUCAUUUUGGACUUCUCUCAGAUAUUACAAGGAUACUUCGUGAGAACGGUUUAUGCCCCAAAAGGGCUAAAAUUUCGACAAAGAAUGGGAAAGCAAGACAUAAUUUUAUUGUCACAGAUGUGUCUGGCAACCCUGUUGAACCUAAAACUAUCUAUUUGAUCCGGCAGCAAAUGGGACAAACCGUGAUACAGGUGAAAGGGAAUUUAAGCAUGUCUCCGAAAUUUCCCCAGGAGACACCAAGAAGUUUCCUUUUUGGGAGCUUUUUCAAAUGCCCAAGUUUCCAAAAUUCUAGACUCAUCAAAUCCCUUUCAUGAUAUGCGUUAGCAGACAUUGCAAAAUCGACAGAACAAGUUGUUCCAUUUCAGUGGGACCAUAAGUGACUUCAAGCACAUGCAUACAUCAAAAUGAACUUCAAAGCUGAUUGUUAGUUUACAUGGCUUGUGUACAGCUAUUGUACAGAUUGCAUUGGGUUUGUAUAGUGAUAGAAUGAUUGUAGAGAUGAAGAUCAUUAAUGAAAAGAGGCAAAUAUGUUUUAGCAA